AUAGUAAGAGACACUACACUUAUUCUUUUCACUCUUAAAAUUGUUUGGAGAACUGAGAAAAGGGUGAAGUAAGAGAUGGCUUACUACAAUCAAAAUCCUCCUGCGGUUAACGUUAACGUUUCUGGUCCACCACCUGCACAAGGAUAUCCUCAACCAGGUUAUCAAGGGUAUCCUCAACCAGGGUAUCCUCCAGCACCCCAACCUCAAGUUUUCGUCACUCAAGCUCCACCUCAGGCUGCAAAUUCAGGGGCAGCAGAAGCAGGUUUAUUGGGAUGCUGUGCCGCGCUUUGUUGCUGCUGCGCCAUGGAGGAGUGUUGUUUCUUGUGUGUAUGAUUUUGAUCAUCAAAUGAAGAAUGCUAUUAUGCUAAACUUUAUUCAGUGUUGUUUAUUAUUUUGAAAGAAUUUUAUUCAGUGCUGUUAUUCUCUAAGUUAUUGUUAUGGAGUAUCAUUUGAAAUGUUUAUCAGUUGAAUCUUAUUAUGCGCAUAAACCAAUAUAUUUUGGAUGAAUUGCUGCGCCAAUAUAUUUGGUUUAGUUUCAUUUUUA
This is a messenger RNA of Medicago truncatula (barrel medic), 544 nucleotides long. Its product is annotated as cysteine-rich and transmembrane domain-containing protein WIH1. The record is from RefSeq and is a predicted model, not a curated record. NCBI's taxonomy places the organism in Eukaryota, Viridiplantae, Streptophyta, Magnoliopsida, Fabales, Fabaceae. The coding region runs from base 76 to 333 and encodes 85 amino acids. The transcript has 3 exons.